AUGCUCAUCGAACUCUCCACCCUGCUCUUGCUCUCCACCCUAUUCGUCUCGAUGCUCGCCGGCUGCAAGAAGACGAACAACGCGUCGAAGCUGAAGCCAAAGGAUAUGGGUAAAGGAACGACUCCGAUGAAGGCGCCGGCGAACGGAGGAUCGAGUAAGGAACCGGUUCCAGGACCACCGAUGCCGGAGCUUACCUCGGAGCCCAAGUUGGCUGAGCGUCCAGCCGAUGAUAACGAGACAAUCAAUGAUGCGAAAUCCAACUGGGGAACUGUCAGUUAA
This is a messenger RNA of Caenorhabditis remanei, 279 nucleotides long. RefSeq lists its product as uncharacterized. The record is from RefSeq and is a predicted model, not a curated record. The transcript is spliced from 2 exons. Bases 1 to 279 code for a protein of 92 amino acids. NCBI's taxonomy places the organism in Eukaryota, Metazoa, Nematoda, Chromadorea, Rhabditida, Rhabditidae.